AUGGAGAGCCUCACUGAGGAGACAGCCUUUGGGCAGAGGUGUGAAAGAGCCGGAGCCGCCGUGGCCCCCAGCGUGGCGGAGGCGGCCGGAGCCCCCGCUGCGGUGGGCGUGCCCCCUCCCGCGGCAGGGGGCGGCGAGGGCCCGUUUGCCUGCCCGCUGUGCUGGAAGGUCUUCAAGAAGCCCAGCCACCUCCACCAGCACCAGAUUAUCCACACCGGUGAGAAGCCCUUCUCCUGCUCCGUGUGCAGCAAGAGCUUCAACCGCAGGGAGAGCCUCAAGCGCCACGUGAAGACGCACUCGGCCGACCUCUUGCGCCUGCCGUGCGGCGUCUGCGGGAAGGCCUUCCGCGACGCCGCCUACCUGCUCAAGCACCAGGCGGCCCACGCGGGCGCUGGCGCGGCAGGACCCCGGCCCGUGUACCCCUGCGACCUGUGUGGCAAGUCGUACUCUGCGCCCCAGAGCCUGCUCCGCCACAAGGCGGCGCACGCCCCGCCCGCCCCCGCCCCUGACGCGCCCAAGGACGCGGCGGCCGCGGUCGCGCAGCCCCCGCCAGCCUUCCCUGCAGGCCCCUACCUCCUGCCCCCGGACCCUCCGGCCACGGACAGCGAGAAGGCCGCGGCGGCCGCGGCGGCCGUGGUGUACGGCGCCGUGCCCGUCCCGCUCUUGGGGGCGCACCCGCUGCUGCUCGGCGGGGCUGGCACCAGCGCGGCGGGCGGCGCGGGCGCCAGCGUCCCCGGAAAGACUUUCUGCUGCGGCAUCUGCGGGCGGGGCUUCGGGCGACGCGAGACUCUGAAGCGCCACGAGCGCAUCCACACCGGCGAGAAGCCCCACCAGUGUCCCGUGUGCGGGAAGCGCUUCCGGGAGUCCUUCCACCUGAGCAAGCACCACGUGGUGCACACCCGCGAGCGGCCCUACAAGUGCGAGCUGUGCGGCAAGGUCUUCGGCUACCCGCAGAGCCUCACCCGCCACCGCCAGGUGCACCGCCUCCAACUGCCCUGCGCCCUGGCUGGGGCUGCGGGCCUCCCGGCCACGCAGGGUGCGCCCGGGGCCUGUGGGCCGGGCGCCUCGGCCGCCUCUGCCGGGGCGGCGGAUGCCCUGAGCUAUGCCUGCUCGGACUGCGGCGAACACUUCCCGGAUCUCUUCCACGUGAUGAGCCACAAGGAGGCCCACAUGGCGGAGAAGCCGUAUGGCUGCGAUGCCUGCGGCAAGACCUUCGGCUUCAUCGAGAAUCUCAUGUGGCACAAGCUGGUCCACCAGGCUGCCCCCGAGCGCCUGCUCCCGCCCACGCCCGGGGGUCCUCAGCCCCCGGACGGCUCCGGCAGCGCCGACGCGGCCAGCGUGCUGGACAACGGGCUGGCGGGAGAGGUGGGGGCGGCCGUGGCUGCCCUGGCGGGGGUGUCCGGGGGUGACGACGCCAGCGGGACGGCGGUGGCGGGGGGCGGCGGGGGUGCCAGCUCGGGCCCUGAGCGCUUCAGCUGCGCCACGUGUGGCCAGAGCUUCAAACACUUCCUGGGCCUGGUGACUCACAAGUACGUGCACCUGGUGCGGCGGACCCUAGGCUGUGGCCUCUGCGGCCAGAGCUUCGCCGGUGCCUACGACCUGCUCCUGCACCGCCGCAGCCACCGGCAGAAGCGGGGCUUCCGCUGCCCGGUGUGCGGCAAGCGCUUCUGGGAGGCGGCCCUGCUGAUGCGCCACCAGCGCUGCCACACGGAGCAGCGGCCCUACCGGUGCGGCGUGUGUGGCCGAGGCUUCCUGCGCUCCUGGUACCUGCGGCAGCACCGCGUGGUGCACACCGGCGAGCGCGCCUUCAAGUGCGGCGUGUGCGCCAAGCGCUUCGCACAGUCGUCCAGCCUGGCGGAGCACCGGCGGCUGCACGCCGUGGCCCGGCCCCAGCGCUGUGGCGCCUGCGGCAAGACCUUCCGCUACCGCUCCAACCUGCUGGAGCACCAGCGGCUGCACCUGGGGGAGCGCGCCUACCGCUGCGAGCACUGCGGGAAGGGCUUCUUCUACCUGAGCUCGGUGCUGCGCCACCAGCGCGCCCACGAGCCGCCGCGGCCCGAGCUCCGCUGCCCUGCCUGCCUCAAGGCCUUCAAGGACCCCGGCUACUUCCGUAAGCACCUGGCGGCGCACCAGGGCGGACGGCCCUUCCGCUGCUCCUCCUGUGGGGAGGGCUUCGCCAACACCUAUGGCCUCAAGAAACACCGCCUGGCGCACAAAGCCGAGGGCCUCGGGGGACCUGGGGCAGGGGCGGGCGCCUUGGCCGGAAAGGAUGCCUGACCAGGAGGGGGUUCCCAUCCGCCACUCCAAUCAGAUGUCCCCUCCCAACCCCUCCCUUCCUUCUCUCCAGUUGCUGAUCAGACUCUUAACCCCUCCUCGCUGUUGCCCAGCCAUCCUUCAGAACUUCGGACAGACUAGCCUCCUUGAAGGCUCAUGCCGCACAGACUCCGGUCCCGGACGUCUCUGGCCCUCCCCUCAGCCCGUCAGACACUGAACUUGACCCUCCGUCCAACUCCGUUUUGUAACCUUCAUCAGCGCCCCCUCCCCCAGCAGCAUUCUGUCCCCCGAUAAGCUUUGGUGGAGGAUGUGGGUCUGAACUGCCCCU
Panthera uncia (snow leopard) is the source of this 2602-nucleotide messenger RNA. Its product is annotated as zinc finger protein 865. The transcript is spliced from 2 exons. The record is from RefSeq and is a predicted model, not a curated record. Bases 1 to 2277 code for a protein of 758 amino acids. Lineage: Eukaryota; Metazoa; Chordata; Mammalia; Carnivora; Felidae.